AUGCGCAAUCCUACGCGACCCCCCGCUCGUCGCACACGGCCUAUUCCCUCCCGUCGCACACUACCUCACCCAUCUCCGCCUCACCCAUCUCCGCCUCAACCAUCUCCGCCUCACCCAUCUCCGCCUCACCCAUCUCCGCCUCACCCAUCUCCGCCUCACCCAUCUCCGCCUCACCCAUCUCCGCCUCACCCAUCUCCGCCUCACCCAUCUCCGCCUCACCCAUCUCCGCCUCACCCAUCUCCGCCUCACAUCUCCGCCUCACCCAUCUCCGCCUCACCCAUCUCCGCCUCACCCAUCUCCGCCUCACCCAUCUCCGCCUCACCCAUCUCCGCCUCACCCAUCUCCGCCUCACCCAUCUCCGCCUCACCCAUCUCCGCCUCACCCAUCUCCGCCUCACCCAUCUCCGCCUCACCCAUCUCCGCCUCACCCAUCUCCGCCUCACCCAUCUCCGCCUCACCCAUCUCCGCCUCACCCAUCUCCGCCCACUCCCUCACCCAUCUCCGCCUCAACCCAUCUCCGCCUCACCCAUCUCCGCCUCUCCCAUCUCCGCUUCGCCCCAGCUCCGUCCGCACGCACUUUCUCUCGUCGCGCGCGACAACUCUCCUUCCGCCGCCCACGCUCUCUUCCUCCUGCCGAAUUCCGCCUCACCCCAUUCCGCCCCACCCCAUUCACCCCCACCCCGUUCCGCCCCACCCCGUUCCGCCCCACCCCGUUCCGCCCCACCCCGUUCCGCCCCACCCCGUUCCGCCCCACCCCAUUUUACCUCCCCACCCCAUCUCCGCACGUCCGCCCUUUUCGUAUUCUCACCCCAACUCCUCUCCUCCCCAUCCAGCGCAUGCAGCGUAUGACAAGGCAGAGGAGCAUUUCCAAUGUGCAGCGCCAUCCCUCACCUCCCCAUCCCUGCGUGCUGCUGUAAACGAUGCGGAAACCCGCACUGACGGGGUUGACGCGGGGCAGAGGCGUGGGGCAUUGCUACCUGCCGCAACACCGCUGUCACGGGCUCAGCGUCGAGCUGAGUCGGAGGCGCCGCGACGUCUCCUCCUCACCCCAUCUCCUCCUCACCCCAUCUCCUCCUCACCCCAUCUCCUCCUCACCCCAUCUCCUCCUCACCCCAUCUCCUCCUCACCCCAUCUACUCCUCACCCCAUCUCCUCCUCACCCCAUUUCCUCCUCACCCCAUCUCCUCCUCACCCCGUCUCCUCCUCACCCCAUUUCCUCCUCACCCCAUUUCCUCCUCACACCAUUUCCUCCUCACCUCAUCUCCCCAUCCUCAUCUCCCCAUCCCUCAUCUCCCCAUCCCUCAUCUCCCCUUCCCUCAUCUCCCCUUCCCUCAUCUCCCAUUCCCUCAUCUCCCCAUCCUUCAUCUCCACAUCCCUCAUCUCCCCAUUCCGCCCCACCCCAUUCCGCCCCACCCCUUUUCGCCAUGCCAUCUAACUUCCCAUCCCCAUUUCGUCGUUUCCCCAUCCCUCCUUUCCCUCUCCCAUCAUUCCCUCUGCCGACUUUCACCAUUCCACCAUACGGUCAUACCCCAUCCCGCGACCUCCCCGUCACCUCCACCCCGUCCCCUCUCCUCCCUGCUUCUUCCCCUCUCCUCCCUGCUUCUUCCCCUCUCCUCCCUGCUUCUUCCCCUCUCCUCCGCGAUCCAUCCCUCUCAAUAACCCAUCCGCUCCUCUUCCCAUCCAUCCUUUCCCCAUUGAUCCUCUCCUUAUCCCUCCUCCCCCCUUUUUCGUUUUCCGGAUCAAACUUCUUCCUCCCUGCAUCCCUUCUUCUGUUCCUCCAUUCAUUCGGCCUUCCCUUCUUCUGUUCCUCCAUUCAUCCGUCCUUCGUUUCCUCUGUUCGUAACUUCAUGGGUCCCUCUUCCUAUCCCCUUUCCCUCUCACAUCGUCCUGUCUCCCCCUUUCCCUUCUCCCCUGCUUCCCUCUUCCCCCUCUUUCCCUGCUUUCCCCCUUCCCAUCGCUCGUAUUCUCUCCCUCUCCCUGGCUAUUGCAGUGACUACACUGAUGAUUUUUCUGGUACUGCAACUCGCUCAGAGGCCCAUCAUCCCAUGCCAUUCUCGUAG
Messenger RNA from Closterium sp. Naga37s-1, 2058 nucleotides. The record is from the annotation of a GenBank genome assembly. Lineage: Eukaryota; Viridiplantae; Streptophyta; Zygnematophyceae; Desmidiales; Closteriaceae.